Molecule: messenger RNA, 1785 nt
Organism: Endocarpon pusillum Z07020
Lineage: Eukaryota; Fungi; Ascomycota; Eurotiomycetes; Verrucariales; Verrucariaceae
Exons: 2
Coding region: 1-1785 (594 amino acids)
Biological process (GO): intracellular protein transport; vesicle-mediated transport
Cellular component (GO): Golgi membrane
Source: RefSeq, a predicted model, not a curated record
AUGGAUGUCGCCUCUGCCAUCUCGGGCUAUGUAUCGAAGAUGGUGUCCGUGGGAGACAGUCCCACAGGCACAUCUACAGCGAAAAUGAAGAUAUUGCUACUCGAUAGCGAGACUGUAUCGAUACUCUCUACCGCCAUAACUCAAUCAGCCCUGCUCAAGCAUGAGGUGUUUCUCAUUGACAGGCUCGACAACCAUGCGAGGGAGAAGAUGCGACAUUUGAGGUGCCUAUGCUUCGUUCGACCUUCGCCAGACUCAGUACAAUUCUUGAUCGACGAGCUGAGAGCACCCAAAUACGGAGAAUACAACAUCUACUUCAGCAACAUUAUCCGCAAAUCGUCAUUGGAACGUCUGGCUGAGGCGGACGAUCAUGAGGUCGUCAAGGCGGUGCAGGAGUACUUUGCAGACUAUAUCGUGAUCAAUCCAGACCUGAUGUCUUUGAGCCUAGCAUAUCCGAAGCAGAGGAUAUGGAGUCACAGUGCAGACCUUUGGAACAGCGAUGCGCUACAACGAAGUACAGAAGGAAUCAUUGCCUUACUGCUAUCGCUCAAGAAGAAGCCUUUCAUCCGCUACGAGAAGAACAGUCUAAUGGCCAAAAAGCUCGCUACUGAAGUCCGAUAUCAACUGACACAAGAAGAGCAACUAUUCGACUUCCGUAAAACCGAUACACCUCCAAUCCUGCUCAUCCUCGACCGGCGCGACGACCCCGUUACCCCCCUUCUCACUCAGUGGACCUAUCAAGCAAUGGUCCACGAACUUCUCGGCAUAUUCAACGGUCGGGUCGACCUUUCCUAUGUCGAGAAUAUUCGCCCGGAGCUAAAAGAGAUCGCCCUCUCUCAAGACCAAGACCCCUUCUUCAAAAAGAACAUGUACCAAAACUUCGGCGACUUGGGCGGCAACAUCAAAGAAUACGUAGAACAAUUCCAGUCGCGCACCAAAUCCAGCAUGCAAAUCGACAGCAUCGCCGAUAUGAAACGUUUCGUAGAAGACUACCCAGAAUUCCGUAAACUCUCCGGCAACGUCUCCAAACACGUCGCCUUGGUUGGCGAACUCAGCCGCCGUGUCGACGCCGAAAGCCUCCUCGACGUCUCGGAACUUGAACAAUCUCUCGUCUGCAGCGACAACCACACCACCGACCUUCGGAACCUGCAAAGAUUAAUCCCCUCCCCCAAGAUCCCUGCCGAGAACAAACUCCGCCUCGUCGCCCUCUACGCGAUCCGCUACUCCAAAUCACCCACAAACGCCCUCCCCAUCCUUCUAGACUUGCUGACCGCAGCAGGAAACGUCCCCAGCCACCUCAUCAGCACUAUCCCCAAACUCCUCGCCUACCACCACUCCCUGCAACCCGCCCCCGUCGCAGGCGGCUUUACAGAUCUCUUCGAGUCCUCGUCGUUUUUCUCCUCUAUGAUGACCCGCGACCGCUUCAAGCCCCUCAAGGGCGUCGAGAACGUGUACACGCAACACUCUCCACGGUUAGAAACAACCCUCCAGAACCUCAUCAAAGGCCGUCUAAAAGAGCUCCAAUACCCUUUUCUCGAAGGCGGAGGCCACACACGCGACAAACCUCAAGAUAUCAUCAUCUUCAUGGUAGGCGGAACGACGUACGAGGAGGCCAAGAUGGUGGCGCAGGUCAACGCCAGCAGUCCCGGUGUCCGAGUGGUGUUGGGCGGGACGACGGUGCAUAAUAGUCAGACAUUUUUGGAUGAGGUGAGAGAUGCGGUGGAGGGGUGGCCGGAGGAGCGGGCUGCGACGGCGGAGGGGAGAGUGAGGAGGGAGGUUGGGCGGUGA